AUGGAUCUGGAACUUGUGUCUCAGACAGCUGUAAGAGGGUCAGUAGAAGGUGACUACGCACUGUUUGACUUCUCUGGUGGCGGAUUGAAUCUGGAGAGAACCAGUGCUGGGGAUGAGGGCCACAAAUUAGGAUUACAGAGGCAUCCAUCAGUAGCAAAGGCUAAAGAGUCAAGACUGGAAAUGAGCAUAACUAUAAAUUGUCGUACCAGUAACAGGAAGAGUCUGAUCCUGUCCACCACCUCCCCCACUCUGCCCCACCGCCCACACUCUCCUCUGCCCCUCACUGGACACCUCGGAAGUAGCCCUCUGGACAGCCCACGCAACUUCUCUUCCAGCACCCCGGCACACUUCUCAUUCGCUUCCUCCAGAAGGGCGGAUGGUCGCCGAUGGUCCCUGGCAUCUCUGCCCUCCUCUGGAUAUGGCACCAACACGCCCAGCUCCACGUCUUCCAGCUCGUCUCAGGAGCGGCUGCACCAGCUGCCCUUCCAGCCCACCAUGGACGAGUUGCACUUCCUGUCCAAGCACUUUGGCAGCACGGAGAGCAUCACCGACGAUGAUGGGGGCCGCUGCUCACCACACAUGCGACCGCGCUCCCGCAGCCUCAGUCCUGGACGCUCCCCCUCCUGCUAUGACAAUGAGAUCGUCAUGAUGAACCAUGUGUACAAGGAGCGCUUCCCCAAAGCCACGGCUCAGAUGGAGGAGCAUCUAGCAGAGUUCAUCAAUGCCUUCUCCCCUGAGAGCGUGCUGCCGCUGGCCGACGGGGUCAUCAGCUUCAUCCACCAUCAGAUAGCAGAGCUGUCCAGGGACUGCCUGUCCAAAGCUCGCGAGGGCCUCAUCACUACUGUCUACUUCUUUGAGCUGCAGGAGAACCUGGAGAAGCUGCUCAAUGACGCGUAUGAGCGAUCAGAGAGCUCAGAGGUGGCCUUCGUCACAGAGCUGGUGAAGAAACUCCUCAUCAUCAUCUCUCGCCCAGCAAGGCUGCUGGAGUGCUUGGAGUUUAAUCCAGAGGAGUUCUACCACCUGCUGGAGGCAGCAGAGGACCACGCCAAGGAGGGACACCUGAUGAAGACGGACAUCCCUCGCUACAUUAUCAGCCAGCUGGGACUGACACGAGACCCUAUAGAGGAAAUGGUGAACCUAGACAGCUACGACAGUGAGGGACCUCUCACCCCAGAAACAGACGACUCAACAGAGGGCAAGAUGAGAGCUAUGAAGACGCCCGAAGAGGCUGACUUCCAGACCAUAAAGCUGAUCAGCAAUGGAGCUUAUGGGGCUGUUUACCUGGUCCGUCACCUGGAGACCCGUCAGCGUUUCGCCAUGAAGAAGAUCAACAAGCAGAACCUGAUACUGAGGAACCAGAUACAGCAGGCCUUUGUAGAGAGAGACAUCCUGACCUUCGCUGAGAACCCAUUCGUGGUCUCCAUGUUCUGCUCCUUUGAGACCCGCAGGCACCUCUGUAUGGUCAUGGAGUAUGUGGAGGGGGGAGACUGUGCCACCCUGCUGAAAAACAUCGGGGCAUUGCCUGUGGAGAUGGCGCGCAUGUACUUUGCCGAGACCGUCCUGGCACUGGAGUACAUCCACAACUAUGGCAUCGUGCACCGCGACCUCAAACCAGACAAUCUUCUGAUCACUUCCAUGGGGCACAUCAAGCUGACUGACUUCGGCCUGUCUAAGAUGGGUCUGAUGAGCCUCACCACUAACCUGUACGAGGGACACAUUGAGAAGGACACCAGAGAGUUCCUGGACAAACAGGUGUGUGGCACGCCAGAGUACAUCGCCCCGGAGGUGAUCCUGAGACAGGGCUAUGGAAAGCCAGUAGACUGGUGGGCUAUGGGCAUCAUCCUCUAUGAGUUCCUGGUGGGCUGUGUGCCGUUCUUUGGAGACACACCUGAGGAGCUCUUUGGACAGGUCAUCACAGAUGACAUAGUGUGGCCAGAAGGUGAGGAUGCUCUUCCUGCCGAUGCCCAACAUCUGAUCUCUACUCUGCUUCAGACCAAUCCACUGGUCCGACUGGGCACAGGCGGUGCAUUUGAGGUGAAGCAGCACUCGUUCUUCACUGAACUGGACUGGAACAGUCUGCUGAGACAGAAGGCUGAGUUCAUCCCCCACCUAGAGUCAGAGGAGGACACCAGCUACUUCGACACCCGCUCGGACCGCUACCACCAUGUCCACUCUUAUGAUGAGGACGACACCAAUGAUGAUGAACCUGUCGAAAUCCGUCGUUUCUCCUCCUGCUCCCCUCGCUUCAGCAAGGUGUACAGCAGCAUGGAGCACCUGUCCCAGCUAGAGCACAAGCCCUCGACGGUGACCCGGCGGGAGCACAAGGGUCCCAGGGAGGACCGGGCAGCCAAGAGAGAGAGCCUGGGCAGCCUGACCUUGAGAGAUAAGAGCUGGAGGACAGGAUCACCUGAGAUGAAGCGACUGUCAUGCUCAGAGUCCUCCUUCACUGAGAGUGACUCCAGUCCUCCAUCUGGGGCCCGGCGACGCUUUUCUGCACUCAUGGACACUCACCGCUUCGCCUCCCCACUAGAGGCCGAUCCUGAGCUGCCCGUGCCCACCAGACAGCCCCCAGUCAAGGCCAGGGGCACAUCUUUGGAGGGGGCCAUGGGCACCACAUCCAUGGGCACCACAUCCAGCCAGGGGGAUUUUAGGAAGGAAAAGGAGGGCAAUGGUUUGACUGCUGGAGACAAGCUGCUGAGGCCAGCUGAUGUACUAAUGGGAGUCAUCCCCAGCCCCAACAGUACUGUGACUGCUGGGGCCACAGAGCCCCAGGGGUCCCGGGCCACCAACGAACUGGUCCUGAGGAGGGUCCGCCACAGCCAGCUCUCAGCUGAGGGAGAGAAACGCAACUCGCGACCUGUGACCAAGGUCAUCAAGUCUGCCUCCACCACAGCCCUGUCUGUCAUCAUACCUACAGUGGAGCAGCAUGGUACGUCCCCCCUGGCCAGCCCCAUGUCUCCUCGAUCCAUCUCCUCCGACCUGUCGUCUCGUGACUCCUCCCCCAGCCGAGACUACUCGCCCACGGUCAACGUGCUGCGUUCUCCCAUCACCAUCCACCGCUCUGGGAAGAAGUACGGUUUCACCCUCCGAGCCAUUCGAGUCUACAUGGGAGACAGUGAUGUCUACAGCGUACACCACAUGGUCUGGCAUGUGGAGGACGGAGGCCCUGCCCAGGAGGCGGGACUCUGCGCUGGUGACCUCAUCACUCAUGUGAACGGGGAGUCUGUCCACGGGCUGGUGCACACUGAGGUGGUGGAGCUCAUUCUGAAGAGUGGAAACAAUGUGACGGUGACCACCACGCCCUUUGAAAACACCUCCAUCAAGAUUGGUCCUGCCCGCAAGUCCAGCUACAAGUCCAAGAUGGCACGGCGCAACAAGAAGACAGGGGCUAAGGAGGGACAAGAAAGUAAGAAGCGCAGCUCGUUGUUCAGGAAAAUCACUAAGCAGUCGAACCUGCUCCACACCAGCCGCAGCCUGUCCUCUCUGAACCGCUCUCUGUCAUCAGGGGACAGCCUCCCAGGCUCCCCCACCCACAACCUCUCUUCCCGCUCCCCCACACAGAGCUACCGCUCCACCCCCGACUCCACCUACCUGGGCAACACUUCUCAGAGCAGCUCUCCAGUCUCCAGCACCCCUAACUCCCCGGCUGCCUCCCAGCACAUGAGACCCAGCUCCCUGCACGGCCUCUCCCCCAAGCUGCACCGCCAGUACCGCUCAGCCCGCUGCAAGUCAGCUGGCAACAUCCCCCUAUCCCCCCUGGCCCACACACCCUCCCCCACCACCUCCUCUCCCCCACCCCUAUCUGGCCACACAGUGGGUAGCUCCAACACCACUCAGGCCUUCCCAGCAAAGCUCCACUCCUCUCCCCCUGUGGCCCGUCCCAGGCCCAAAAGCGCAGAGCCCCCCCGCUCACCCUUGCUACAGCGGGUUCAGUCGUCAGAGAAACUGGGCGCGACACUCCUGACCUCCUUUUCAUCUUCGUCGUCAGCUUCCUCACCCCUUGCAGGGGGGGUGUCAAUGCGUAAGCACAGCCUGGAGGUGUCACAUGGGGACUACAGGAGGGAGUCUUACCACUGCGAGCACAGCCUGCAGAGUCUGUUGGAGAUGGAGGGAGAGAACGGGCCCGUUCCCCCCUCUCCCUCGUCUUCCUCCUCCCCCUCUCCCCCCACGGUUGGAGAGACAGGGUGCCUGAAGCCUGCGAGGAGGCUGGGGAGACAGGAGUCGCCCCUGAGCCGGGACACACUGCUGACAGGGAGGGAGAGAGCUGCCCAGACUACAGCAUCUGACCCUCACACUGACAGCACACCUGUUAAAGUGGAGCCCAAGACCAGCGCUGGUGAGACAGCUCAGACAUUAACCCCUUGCGAGGCUCUGAAGAGAAAAGCUUCCCCAGUACCAGGUGAGGCCCAGCCUAGCCCAGCCUCAACCCCCUCCACUCCAGGGGCCAAGUCCAGCCCAGCAGACAAACCUCUAAGCUCUAGUGCUCCAAGCUCUGAGACAGCCAGUGGAGGCCCUAAACUCACUGACAGGGCCCCAGUCCAGGCUACAUCCCAGAGUCCGCUCUCCCAGGAGCGUAAGCACCAGGCUGUCCAGACAGACACCACCCCAGCAAGCAGAAACCAGGAGAAGAGUGAGAAGAAAGGGAGUGUGGGCCCAGACAAAGUCACUACACAGAGGGCGGGAGCUACAGAGUUGGCCAAGGCAAGUAAAGACACACAGAUGGGAGAGAGCACUUUGAAAGGAGGGAUGGGUGGCAUUGACAAAGCCACUGAGACCAAGGUUAAAGGACCUGCUCCUUCAGUCCCAACCCAAGCACCAGCCCCAACCCCGGCCCCAUCCCCUCUUACCAUAGGCCCAGUUCCUGCUUCAACAAAAUCCAGAGCAGACAAGGUUUCUGUCCCGUUGAGCAGCUACCGAGGGGCAAAGGAGGAGAGGAGUCACCUGGAGGUGGUGGAGGAGAACCCUAUGUCCCCCUCCUCCACCGCUGCCUCCCCCUGCUCCAGCAAGUCAUACCCCGUCUCCCCUGGUGACAAGCCAAGCUUUGUGACUCAGCUGACCAGUGUGGCCAAAAACGUGCUGGGGCCUAUGAAGAUGGGAUCCCAGGAAGGGCCCAAGGGCGGUGAGGAGAAAUGGGGAAGUUCAGCAGGAAAGUCUGAGGCUCCGUCUGGAGGUAGUCAACGGGGGGCUCAGGGGACAUCUCCAGGUCCUACCGGCUCAGCUCAGCCUGAAAAGGCAAACACGAGGAAUUCAGGUAAGCACCACUCCUGA
Messenger RNA from Salvelinus namaycush (lake trout), 5268 nucleotides. RefSeq names its product microtubule-associated serine/threonine-protein kinase 1-like. Bases 1 to 5268 code for a protein of 1755 amino acids. The record is from RefSeq and is a predicted model, not a curated record. Gene Ontology annotation, molecular function: ATP binding; magnesium ion binding; protein serine/threonine kinase activity. The transcript has 26 exons. Gene Ontology annotation, biological process: peptidyl-serine phosphorylation; intracellular signal transduction. Lineage: Eukaryota; Metazoa; Chordata; Actinopteri; Salmoniformes; Salmonidae.